CCUGCCGUGGGAGUCACUGCGUGUCCGCUCCCAGGUGAUGCAGCACCCCACGGACGCCAGGCAGCUGCUGGGCCUGCACAGCAACGGGAAGGACGCGAGUGUUCAAGUGGCUGAAAUCAGCAUCUGCUCCCUCUCCAGCCAGCCCAUUGACCACGAGGACGGCAGCGUCCCCUCUGGCCCCAAGAUCAAAGCCUCGGAUCGCUCCCCCGACAUGGAUAACUACUCGGAGGAGGAGGACGAGAGCUUCUCCUCCGAGCAGGAGGCCAGUGACGAUGCUGUGCAGGGCCAGGUAAGGGUGGGCAGGGCCUGCUGCCUGCCCUCUGGGGGGGGGACACCCGCAGGGCCCUGGGGCAGGAGGAUGGGACG
This is a messenger RNA of Pelodiscus sinensis (Chinese soft-shelled turtle), 366 nucleotides long. The record is from RefSeq and is a predicted model, not a curated record. NCBI's taxonomy places the organism in Eukaryota, Metazoa, Chordata, Testudines, Trionychidae.